CGGAUCCACGGUGGAAACUUCAGUACGCGAUCAACCACCGACGCGUGUUUACGGUCGGAGCUCCAGCGGAAGCUGCGAGGCUUGGCUGCUGCGGGGAGUGGGUGUGCAGUUCGGAGGUCAACGUGGAGGCGAGAUCCGAACGAUCACAGUUCUUUGACGAAUGUUCCGAGAAUGCGUUGAAUUGAUUACGGUCCGACGAAUUUCGGCUUUGGGAAUGGAUCCGACCGUGUUACUGUUCCUUCUAACUGCGUGCAUUCUGGAACUGGCGGUGGGUCAGCAAGGUCCUGUGUUUGUUUUAGAGCCACCAAGUACCCUGAUCUUUUCCAAUACCACAGGCUCACAGUUAAGCUGCUCAGCUCAUGGGAGUCCAACGCCACACGUCACCUGGAUAACCAGUCCAGAUCAGAGAUCGGUCACCGCUGUACCUGGACUUAGACAGCUGCUCGGAAAUGGCACCCUCUACUUUCCACCCUUUUUGGCGCAAGAUUUUCGCGCGGAAGUUCACAACGCAAGAUACAGGUGUCGUGCAACCAGCUCAGUGGGAACGGUCCUUUCUCGUGAAGUUACUCUUCGUGCUGUGCUAACGGUGCCUGGUUACGACGUAAGGGUGAAUAGAUCUCCGGUGCUGGAGGGGUGUAACGCCGUUCUAUCUUGCACAGCACGGGAAGACGUCAAAGAACACUUGACAGUCACCUCCUGGUUCCGGGACGAUGCUAUUCUUUUACCUGGAACCACGGACACAGGAGGAAGAUUUGUGGUCACCUCCCAAGGUGAUCUUCAUAUAAGGGCUGCCAGACCUGAGGAUGGUAGGGCAACAUAUUCCUGUUUAACCCUUCACGCCUUGACUGGAGAGAGAAGAAGAAGCGAGCCUGCCACGUUAACAGUAACAGAACCAAGUGGGUCCAUGCCACCCAGACUGAUGCAGAGAUCCCAGAUCGCCAUUUCCGCGGAAAGCGGAUCGGAUGUUCAUCUCACCUGCUCGGCUCAAGGAAGUCCACCCCCUCAGUUCACCUGGUAUCGCGAUGUUAACGGACACUCGAUACCAGUAGAGUCGUUCGGUCGCAUUCAACUAUGGGGUGAUUUGAUGCAAAUCCGUCGCGUGGACGCUCAGGAUGCGGGAAGGUACAUUUGCCGAGCCAGCAAUCAGGUUGGUGAGCAACGAGCAGAAACACACCUGUCGGUCACAUCAAAACUGAAUGCCAGGAUCCAACCCCGUGUUCAGAUCAUCAAUUCCGGAGAGUCCGCCACUAUGAAUUGCACGGUGGAGGGUUAUCCGGUCGAGAGCGUCGAGUGGUUGCACGAUGGUGUGCCGGUAUUGACCGCGCAGGACACCAGGAUCAGAUUGCUGGCUCCUCUGGUCCUCGUGAUAGGCUCGGUCGGACGAAAGGACAAGGGGAUGUAUCAGUGCCUCGUUAGAAGCGACAAGGAAAACGCUCAAGCCACUGCGGAAUUGAAACUAGGGGACACUGUACCGGAGCUACAAUACACCUUCAUCGAGCAAGCCCUACGUCCAGGACCUCCAGUAUCCCUAAGAUGCUCCGCUACAGGAUCUCCGCCUCCAUCCUUCACCUGGCUGUUGGAUGGAGAACCACUGAGUGAAAUCGCAGCUGGACACAGGUACGCGAUAGGACAGUACGUUGAUCAGUCUGGGGACGUAAUCAGUCAUUUGAACAUAUCAUCAGCCGGCGCUGAAGAUGGUGGCCUUUAUGCCUGCGUCGCUUCCAACACCCUGGCUACAGUGGAGCACAAAGCGAGACUGAACAUUUAUGGUCCGCCGUAUAUCCGAUCAAUAGGACCAGUCCGAGCAAUUGCCGGUGUCGAUACCACCAUAGCAUGUCCUUAUUCCGGUUACCCUGUCACGUCGGUUGAGUGGUCCCGUGGUGGAGUUGAACUACCUCUCGACAUAAGACACCGUGUCGAUAGCGAAGGACAUCUUACAAUUGCGAAUGUGGAUCCAAACGAUGCUGGAACCUACACUUGCAUGGUUCGAGCUAGAUCUGGAGAAACUGCCAGUAGAGAUAUUCGACUCACCGUUAGUAGUCCUCCAAUUAUGAGCCCCUUCAAUUUCCCUCCAAACCUGCAGGAAGGCAGUCGAGCUCAGGUCACUUGCAGCGUCACUUCCGGUGAUCUACCGAUCUAUUUCUCCUGGCUGAAAGAUGGAGAACCAUUGCCUUCUUCCUUACGCAUUGAGGAGAGGGUGGCCGACUUCUUCAGUCUGCUCGUUUUUAAAGAACUAUCUUCCCGGCACAGCGGCAAGUACAGUUGUGUGGCGACGAACAGCGCGGCUAAAGCCAACCACACGGCCGAACUUUUGGUCAAAGUACCACCGCAAUGGAUCUUUGAGCCGCAAGACAUAGCCACCCUCCUUGGUAACCCCUUGAACGUACAUUGCGAGGCGAAGGGAUUCCCGCCACCACGUGUCACAUGGCUGCGUGCCAAGGGUAGAAGUUCCAACGACUACCAACCGUUGGUCGAUGGCACGGACGGCAGGCUAACCAUAUUGCCAAAUGGUUCUUUGUGGACGGCUUCUGCUGGACCCCAAGACGAGGGUCACUACCUCUGUAGAGCGAACAAUGGCAUUGGGUCUGGUCUCAGCAAAGUCAUCUACGUGUCUGUUCAUGAACCAGCGAGAUUCGAAUUUCAAAGCAAAAAUGUUACCAUUCGUCGAGGGGAAUCAGUGACGUUGGACUGUACUGUGAUUGGGGAUAAUCCUAUAGAAGUGCAAUGGAUGCACAACAGCGAUCGUCUGGAUACAAAUAGCCAUAGACUGAGUAUCAGUCAAAUCAAAACGGACAAUGGAUUAAAGUCGCAGUUGUCUAUAGGGAGCAGCGAUCGUCAGGAUUCAGGGGUCUACAGGUGUACAGCGGAUAAUGCUUAUGGGAGGAGCGAACAUCUCAUUUAUUUAGCUGUUCAAGAAAGGCCAGAUCCACCAGCCUCAUUGGAAGUCAUAGAAAUCGGCUCGCGAUCGAUACGAUUGCUGUGGAAAAGGGCUUUCGAUGGGAACAGUCCGAUACGAAAUUAUGUCAUUCAGUAUCGGUCCCUGAAUCACGGUUUGGCGGAUGAUUGGAACCCCGCGAAAACGCACAAUGUCACUUACACACCCGGAAGUUCUAAUAACGGAAACUCCAUCCAUCCCUCUCAGAAUGGAUUGUCCCCUUUUGAAACAACCAGUGAUGAUCAGGAAAUGGCUCUUGUGGGUGGACUCCAUCCGGCUGUAACGUACACCUUUCGUAUAUUCGCUAUAAAUUCCAUAGAUGUGAGCAUACCCACUGAUCCGGUGGUGGCAAAAACUCAGGAAGAAGCACCUACUGAACCACCACAGAAUAUUAAAGUUCAGUCUGCUGGGCCUGGAGAACUUAUGGUUAGCUGGCAGCCGCCUCCAAAAGAGUCCUGUAAUGGAGAUUUAUUAGGCUACAUAGUGACAUGGUCGGAGCAUUCAUCUUCGACGUCAGGUGUCAACCAGAGCAAAAGUUUGACCGUGAACGGAUGGGCGACUACAAAAGUGCAACUCACUGGUCUCAGAAAGUUUACGAAGUACGAUAUAUCGAUCAGAGCUUUCAACAGUAUAGCCAGCGGUCCGGCUAGCAUUCCCAUUGUUGGAACUACUCAGGAAGGAGUACCAGAGACUCCACCAACCCAGGUGUCCUGUGUUCCUUUAUCUUCCCAGAGUGUAAAAGUAUCCUGGAGUGCACCACCACCACAUCAACAUGGUGGAAUCAUUCAGGGUUACAAGGUGUACUAUAGACCAGUACCUACUGACAAUAUGGAUAUUUCCACAGUGGGUGAAGUAAAGAAAACCUCCAGUGUGGAAACCUACCUGCACACUUUGUACAAAUACACAAACUACUCUAUUAGGGUACUGGCUUAUACAGGAGCAGGGGAUGGUGUCCUGAGUUCGCCAAUUUUUUGUACAACAGAAGAGGAUGUUCCAGGACCUCCAGCUGGCAUCAAAGCUUUAGCAUUAACGGCAGAAAGUAUAUUAGUUUCGUGGUUGCCCCCCUUGCAACCAAAUGGGAACGUCUCCAAGUACACAGUUUACAGCAGGGAAGCUGGCUCCAGCAACCACAACACCCACACCAUGCACGAACCUCCAUUAUCGCCCACAGAUACACUAACUAUGGAACUUCGAGGUUUAGUUGAGAGGCAAUUGUACGAAUUUUGGGUGUCAGCAACAACUGGACUGGGUGAAGGAGAAUCAACCACCAUAGUAACACAAAUUACAAACACCAGAGCUCCAGCCAGAGUGGCUUCAUUCUCACAACUUCUGAGAAGAGCAAUUAAAUCAUCAAUCACAUUAUCAUGUUUGGUCGUGGGCAACCCUACACCUCGUCCAAUUUGGACAUAUAGAAACAGUCAGGUAUCUACUGGUCGUCAUUAUGAACUGACUGCUGAUGGUCAUCUUAACAUUCGUGGAUUAGAGCAAUCAGUGGCAGGGAACUAUACUUGUUCAGCCAGCAACUUAUUUGGUAAUGAUUCCGUUACUUAUACUCUGGUUGUUGUGAUGCCCCCCAGGACACCAACUUUAGAACUUCAAUAUACUACAACAAACAGUAUAAGACUAAGGUGGAAUCAUCCCAAUAAUGGUGGUGCUACUAUUCAAGGCUACGUGUUAAGCUACAAGAGGGACCAAGGUGGUUGGGAAGAAAUAGCAUUAUCACCUGAACAAACUGAGUUCAUUUUAUCAGGAUUGAAAUGUGGUUCUUCAUAUUUGGCACAUUUGACGGCUCACAAUCGUGUGGGUACUGGAGAUCCAAGUCCUCUGAUCAGUGCAACAACAAAGGGAGCUGCUCCAUUGCUACCAAAGGAACGAGACAUCAUCUCCGCCAAUGGAACAUCCGUAAAAUUGAACCUAUUAUCUUGGCCAAAUGGUGGCUGCCCCAUACAAUACUACACUGUAGAGUACAAGGGACGUAUCAGUACAGAACCAUGGAUUCUAGUAGCAAGUCGUGCCACAGAAAACCUAGUUAUACGAGACUUGAAGACUGCCUCCUGGUACAGUUUACGCCUGACAGCUCACAACGAUGCUGGGUCUACACAAACGAAGAUGGAAUUUGCGACAACCACUCUCAAUGGAGUCAGCAUCGGUCCUCCAAAUGAUCUCAUCAUGGAAGAUGAUGUGAAGAAAGCUAUACCUAAUCAGAAAGUGCUGUAUGUAGUUGUGCCUCUCAUAUGCGCCAUAGUACUCGUUGUUUCAGCUGCCAUUUUGGGAUAUGUGAUGCUGAAACGAAGUGGCAGGGCUAAUUACUUGGGAGAGAUCCUUCCUGGACAGCAACAGAAUCAGCAGUCUGGAUUAGGACUUGUUCAGCUACAGCAGCAACAUCAGCAACAUCAUCAUCUUUCUAGUUGUAUGUCAACGAUGCAGCUGAAAUCUACCGCUGAAAGAGAUAAUAGACGAAAUCAUCAAGUGUAUACUAGUUCACCAGUGAAACAAGAAAAUCACAAGGCUAAUGAUCAUGGAUCAGAAAUGUACGAGAUUAGCCCGUACGCAACAUUCAGCGUCCCAGGACGAGAGAAUCGUUCAGUGACCACAGCCACUCUCGACUACACCAUGCAAUUUAAAACAUUUGGCCAUUUAGAGAACGAAGACAUCAAUACUAUUGACUACGAGAGGUCCAGUGUGGACUUUGAAAGGUCUAAAACGCCAAGAUGGCACAAGCAACGAUACUUCCCGAGCAUCGCGGAAGCGGAGAGCAAGUUGCGCUCCAGUCGUCAGGGUUCCGGAAGUGACACGUCCGGGAGUCCUUGUGGAGAGUGCGCCGGACCUAGUUACAGAGUACCAGUGAAACCUUGCAGAGAUGUAUUUUCACGAGGGGUGGAAUCGAGUACAGAGUCCAAUAAUGAAGGUUCACCUUCGCUUGCGAGACGACGAAGCCGACAACCGAGCCGGUCUACUCGCAGUUCGGUGGAGGACAUGACGUUAUUGCCGCCAAGCGGGUUCAGCGACAGUCGCGAAUUGAGCGACGUGGAGUGCGACCGUGAUCGUGAUCGUGAUCGUGAUCGUGAUCGUGAUCGAGAUCGUGAUUGUGAUCGUGAUCGUGAUCGUGAUCGAGACUGGCAGGGACUAUCAGCGGGAAUCCGUCACGGUGGCAGCUUGGGUAGACUGCCAAUCGAGGCCGUCGAAUCUAUGCUCGCUAGGUACCAACAAAGGAAAGAACAAGAAAGGCAAGAGUUCACUAUACACGUUUGAUGGAGAUUCAACAAAUCUAGCGGGAAUCUUUGCGUUAACGAUACAGAAGAAAUCGUAAAAACUGUCUAAAGGUUUUGCGGAUUGUCAAUGGGAAGCUUUAGUUUUCGAGAAGUGACAAAAGAAAUUGACGAACCAUCGUACUGCAUAGAAAUAAUAAUGUACUAACAUAAAAAUAAUUCGUAAAUCAGACUAAUCACAGGGAUGUUCGCUGUAAAAAACUGUUUGCUCACUGUAAAAUACUGAGAAGAAUGUUUAAUAGUAAGAUUGCAAUAAUAUCUGCUUCAAUUACUAUAGUGUUCAAUGUACAAAUACUUGAGCUACUUAAAUGACAAAUUUUGUAAAUGAAACAUAAUUAAGAAAAGAAAAUUGGAAAUUGUAAAGGAUGUAAUUGAACCUUUUUCUCAGUGUGCUGUCAUGUUUUUGUCAUCAAAUUGUACGAUCGACUGCUCUGCGUCUCAUUCGAAUACUGCCGCUGCGUUAUUCGCAAUUUUUAUUCGCGUGACCAUUAACCCUGACCAAUUGCGCAUCGAACGCGUUAUCAGCAACAGCUACACGUGAAAGUACCGACAACUACUUUAAAUAUUUUAAAAUCUCAUCUGCAUGAAUUCGAAAUUGAGAAAUCAACGUGUCUAUUGUCAUCGAUUGAAAGGAAGGUUAGAAAACAAGUCAAUUUAGAGACGGAAUGAUGAAUCACGCACGAGUAUAAUCGACAACUAUUGUAUAGUUAUAGAUAGAUCGUAUACGUAUCGCUAGUCAUGCUGUGUUACCAUGAAUUGUAUAGUUGAACGAAUGAGAUCAUUUGAAAGCAUUGAGACCUUUACUGCCAUUAUCGAGAAACAUCGUUUUAACAUUAGCGUAAUUACGGACUGUGGUGGAGCUAUCCCCCAUCUUAGGCACACAAAAUUGUGGAUUACCCCCUCAUGAUUCUACAAUUCUAAGAUUUCAAGAUUCUAAGAUUUUAAGAUUCUAGAAUUCUGAAUUUUUUAAAUUCUAGAAUUCCAGAAUCCUAAAAUUCUAAAGUCCUACAAUUCCAGAAUUCUAAAAUUCCAAAAUUCCAGCUUACCCUCAUAAAAAGUCCUAGUUACGCCAAUGCGUUUAAGUAACUAAUGUAUACUACCAUAGUAUUCUAAUUUCCACAACAGCAAAAAAUAAACAUGAAAUAUCAAUCUAAUUUCUAACAAAAAAUAUCAGUACAGUAAGUUGUUGUUACCAUACUCGUUCACAGAACGUUUUUAUACUAAUAACUUUUGCAUCUACAUUUUUACAGUGGUGGAUUUUUCUUUUGAUGACUCCAUCUAAAAAUUCAAAAGACAAUCGAACAUUCUUCACUCAAAAUCUUACAUUAACUUUAAAAAUUUGCAUGUCUCUCCGAUAUAGAGGAAAAUUCACCAUCAUACUUAUUUUUACGAAUAAGCAUUUUCCUUACAAAAUCACUAUCCCUAUCCCUACUAAUAUAUAAAAAUGAAAAUGUCUGAUCGUGUGUUCCUCUUUCACGUUUAAACGGCUAAACGGAUUUUAAUGAAAUUUGCAUUAUUGGACAGCUUAUUCUUUCAAGAUGGACAUAGGCUAUGUCAUAUUGCGAUUGGUUAUGUUUUUGACUAUUUGGUAGUACUCGGCAUUGCCACCAAGACCCCUCGGUAUGCUACACUCAUAAUACAUAUAUGUAUAUGUAUGUAGAUUUAUCAGUUUUUUGGGCUGUAGUUCCGAAUGUCCCCGGUCGCGGAUCGACAUGAAAUUUGGAGGGUUCGUUGAGAGCAGGUAGACGACUCCAAAUAUAAAGUGGUGUCUUCGGCUUCCUAUUAGUUUCCAAGAUAUUAAUUAAAAAUUUUCGGUACAAUACAUAGACUUCUGUUUAUACAGACGUAACUAACACAGCCAUCUUCGCUGUAGCAACCGUCAUCGUCAAAUGUCGAACAACCGUUCACACCAUACGCUUCUAUAGGGUGACCCAUGUAAAAUCCAUUUUUUUUUUUUAAACUUUUUGUAACUUUUUCCUUUCCUUAUCGUAAAUUACCGUAAAUUACCAUUUAUACGUAGGUUAGGUUAAGAUAGAUCAGGUUAAAUAAAUUUCCGGCUGCCGGAAGACGACCGGCAACUCUGCAACAGUCGUCGUAUCUUCAAAGUUUUAAAUAGGACACCCUAUAGAUAGUUAGGUUGGAACCCCCGCUGCGUCAACGGCUGUUCGACACUUAACGAUGACAUCUACUACAGCAAAAACGGUUGUGUUGUUGCGUCUGUAUAGGAAAAAUUCUAUGUAUUGUACAAAAGUUUUUAAUUAAUAUCUCAGAAACUAAUAGGAAGCCGAAGAUACAUAUUAUUAGAGAUACUUAUAUUUGGGCAGCCUCCCCCCUCCCCUCAAAAUUUCAUCUUGAUCGGCGACCGGGGACAUUCGGAACUUUAUCCGUUUUUUUUUUGCUUUUUGGCAUUCGUUUCCUUAUUCAUGUCGUAUCAGACAAAGAAAUAUUUGUCAUUAAAAAAAAAAAUUGCACCUUGCAUUUAAUAGUAUUUCUGUUUGUAUUAAAGUGUGUUUUAGCUGAUUUCUUUCAAUUUUUAACAUUCAAUUUAAAAUGAACUAUUGGCGAAUUUAUGAGAACGCUGUCGAAUAUUCUCGAAGAGUUGGUGGCGAUUUUACGAGAACGCUGUUUAAUUGUUAGCGACGUUACGAGAACGCCAUCAAACACUCUCCAAACGUCGCUAUUAUUAGUCUACCGAAAUAUAACCCUCUCCCCACCUAUGAUCAGGCGACAAAUAGGCAGUCAAUUUUCUAUCGAUUGGCUACAUCAAUCGCGGCGGGAAUCCCGGACCGCGAUCUGUAUUAAAAUUCCCGGGCAGAGCCGGGUAACGCAGCUAGUUAUACAGGGUGUCCCACGCAACUGGAACAGGCUGUACCUCCUAAACGGUUGGGAAUAGAAGAAGAUGUUAUAAGUAAUAGUUAAAUGGUAUCGGACGGUGCAUAAUAUGCA
Molecule: messenger RNA, 9150 nt
Organism: Osmia lignaria (orchard mason bee)
Lineage: Eukaryota; Metazoa; Arthropoda; Insecta; Hymenoptera; Megachilidae
Gene: Dscam3
Product: Down syndrome cell adhesion molecule 3
Biological process (GO): homophilic cell-cell adhesion; dendrite self-avoidance; axon guidance
Cellular component (GO): axon; plasma membrane
Molecular function (GO): cell-cell adhesion mediator activity
Source: RefSeq, a predicted model, not a curated record